UUCAGGAGAGACCUCGGUGGCAUGAUGAGUGAGUGGGGGGAAACGAUGGACUUUCAAACGAGCCAUCCUAAGGGAUACUUGUCGGGACCAGGGGAACGGAUAGAAACAGGAUUUCGGUAACAACGAUAUGUAUAUGCUCCCCCGCCUUCCCACUCGAACCCCGGGUUGCUGGCUCGUCCGGCGGUUGAAUGGGAACAAGUUGUGUCCGUGGGAAAUUGAUCCUCACACUGAUCGAGGAGGCCAGUAUUCCACUUUGUACAAGCCACAACUACAACUACACCUGCUUCACCGACGCAGAAUACACAUGGAUAUCACUGACUUGCACCCACCAGAUGACUAUAGCCACCGGUUCUUCAUUUGGCACGAAUGGAUACAGGCCAAUGGUCCUUUGACCAAUGAGAAUGUAUUCGACUAUUUCGCAACGUCUAUGUUCUAUGAUAAGCAGAGUAACAACCAGGUGCUGCGCAUGCAGACCAUGCACACAGGCGUACCUCUUGUGAAUGAGGCCGAAGAACUUAGGCGAUUUACAGGCAUUGAGUUUGCGUUGGUCCAUUCCCAACCACCUUCUAUGUUCAUCAUACACAAAAGAGAACGAUUCUCUCCCGAUGAAUUCCGUCCCCUGGCGGCAUAUUUUAUUAUCAACAAUAGAAUUUAUCAGUCACCGGACGUAUAUUCUUUGAUCUCGAAUCGUCUUCUUACGUCGUUGCACUCUCUACAAACGUCGUUAGAUACUCUGCGGAGUCAUCGACCGGCCUACACCCCACGAACUGGAUUCGUAUGGCCUGUCAUGGAAGCUAGUGCGUCAGAAGAUGCCUCCAAACGGGGUACCGACGGGGAACUUCAGAAGCCCGAGGAUCCUCAAAGUAUAGUACCCAAACGAGAGAAGAUCACUGUUUCUGAUGCUGCACGAAAGCGACAACAGAACAACAUGCUUCUGUGGAACGCCAUACGCUCAACGGCAGUCCAUGCUACUCAGUCGUUCACCCUUCCUUCUAGUAUCUCCGAACAGACAGCGCCAGAGACCCCAACUGCUGGAACAGGCACUCCAUCAGCAGCCACCCCAGCGCCCAUACCUGCAAGGGCAGCAACUCCGAAGACAGCUUCGAACGCACCAACGCCAGGACAGGAAGUACCACCUCCUAAGGGCCCUACCGGGGGCGGCAAGAAGAAGAAGAAACGUACGUCUAUUGCGCCGCCGACAGGGUAGUUCUGGAAGUUGAAAGGCUCAUGCUAUCCAAACCACUUCCAUGUUGACGCUUCAACAUGUGGCUUGCUCAUGACAUGCUUCCACCCGGCUCACUUUACCAUGCCUGUGAAUCAACAAACCAGGAUGACCCGAAGCCCCGUUCUCAGAUUGCCAAGGGCUUUCUAACUUGGAACUUCUGUCACUUGCUUCAUGGAACGGGUAUGGUUGGUCUUAAUAUGGCAAUCAUUCGUCCACGGCUUCUUCAUGAGGUUUCACGCCAAGUUAGCAGCGCAGACUGCAUGUACAUUUUGGUAGUGUAUUUUAAUGAACACCUCGAGGUACAUCCCAUGCUCACAAGUGCGAACUCUCGGGAGAUCUAACUUAGUGAUUACCGUGCACCCACUCCUGUCAAUCUUCCUGUCAACCAGCCCAAUGGCGUUUGCAGUCCGGAACUCCGGGAACCAACACCUCCACCACCUAGGGAAAGCGGAUUAGCCGAUGCGAACGAUUCUUUCCUCGCUUUCGCAGCGGUUUGCACUGAGAUUGGUUCACAAUCACUCAUUCAGAAAAACUGGAAAUAGUCAUCUAAGUAAGAAACGUACCAGCAUGAUCAAUUUCCUCCACGUUAGUCUCUAGAACGAGACCUCCUUGGAUAAUCUCGGAUAGUAUGUGGUGAACCUAGUAAGGAGAUUCAAUUAUUAAGCAUGAGCUGCUUAGAAUAUGAACCCCACCUCGUCAAAGUGAAACACGAGGUCGAGUUCGCAUACGUUCUCGAAUGCUCGGUCAAGAGAUUCUACAAAGAC
Molecule: messenger RNA, 1989 nt
Organism: Somion occarium
Lineage: Eukaryota; Fungi; Basidiomycota; Agaricomycetes; Polyporales; Cerrenaceae
Source: the annotation of a GenBank genome assembly